ACAUCUUCUCAUCUUCAUAUACACCAAACUAAGAGUCAUCAAAAUUUGCUAUUAGAAAAUAAUUAAUCUUUUUGAAGUUUUGACAAUUUCUUGUGCCAAUUUAAGGCAUUUUACCUUGUGGGGUUUUAAAUUUUUACUUGAAUUUACUUGAAUUUACCAAUUUCCAAGAUCUUUUUUCAAGGGCUAAGUGGGGUUUUGGCUAGAAUAUAAAGUUCUGAUUUUUUUGUCAGAGAAGAUGAUUUUCUUGCUCCAGGGGAGCAUUUUAUCAAAGUUUAUCACAAUUCUUGAAUUCAGUGUAGCUAAAAGUUUUUAUUUUUGGAUCUUUUUGAUUUUCAAUAGGUAUAGAGGCACUUAGUUGUCCUUGAACAGAACAUUUAUCGGAAACAGCCUCUCUACCUUAACAAGGUAGGGGUAAGGUCCGCAUAUACACUAUCUCCUCAGACCCCACACUUCUACCUCCCCAGACCCCACGUGUGAGAUUACACUGGUCUGUUGUUGUCGUCGUUGUACAGAGGCACUUAGUUUUGGAUAUUUUCUUGAUUUGGAACUUGAGAAAUUACUUAAAUGGGAGGAACAUCACUGCCUCCAGGAUUUCGAUUUCAUCCAACUGAUGAGGAAUUGGUUGGAUAUUACCUGAAAAGGAAAACUGAUGGACUUGAAAUUGAAUUGGAAGUUAUUCCAGUAAUAGACUUGUAUAAGUUUGAUCCUUGGGAACUUCCAGAGAAAUCGUUCCUGCCAAAGCGCGACAUGGAAUGGUUCUUCUUCUGUCCUCGGGAUAAGAAGUAUCCGAAUGGCUCACGAACCAAUCGAGCGACUAAGUCCGGAUACUGGAAAGCGACAGGGAAAGACAGAAAAGUUACCUGUCAUCAGCCUGAAGUUGUUGGAUAUCGCAAGACAUUAGUCUUCUAUCGUGGAAGAGCUCCUCUUGGCGAUAGAACGGAUUGGGUAAUGCACGAGUAUCGUCUCUGUGAUGAUGUUUCUCAAGGCACUCCAACUUUCCAGGGGCCGUUUGCUCUUUGUCGUAUCAUCAAAAGAAACGAUGCAUCACUGAAAACAAGUGACACUUCAGUAGCAGUCUCAAAUGAACCUGUUGUUCUUACUGCUGAGACGCCUACUCAAACGACGUAUAUGUCCAGCGAUAGCAACUAUUCGACUCCUAUGACUUCUCCUUAUGAGGGGACUAAUGCAGCAAACUUUUGGAUGUCACAUGAUAUGAUUCUUGAUUCUUCAAAGGAAUGUUCUCAAGGACAGAGUACUCGUGGAAACUAUCUGCAUUACGACUUCCCAAACACGACAUUAACACAACCAAAUGAUCGAUUUGAGGUCACUUCGAGUUCAUCUUUCCCGAGUUUUAGAGGAGAAGUUGAACUUUCUGGCGAUCUCAGUAGCUAUGGUUGUGUAUCUCCUUACUCGGUUCAUGGAAACUACACGGGAUUCUAUGGCAACGACGAUAUGUCCUAUGAAGGAUAUGAAGGUUGGAAUCAAGCUAAUAUGGGAGAUUUUAAUGGUCUAUGGUCGCACGAAGAUAAUUUUCAGUAAUUUGAUGAAAACAUCUAUAAGAAAGAGCUCAAUGCAACUCGGUUUACUUUGACAAACUCUAUUGUUAUAUGAGACAACAGAUUUUUAUGUUUGUCUCAGAGUCAUUCGAUUACAGCACGUCGAGUUUAGUUCCCAAGUUCAAUCCUAGUAGCUAAUAUGUUUUAGUACAUUGUUGUCAUUUUAAAUAUUGAAAUACCUAGUGAUGAUCCUUUUUAAUGAUCACAUUAGGAAAUGGUCUUAGUUUGUAGCUGGUUUCUGGUUCUGAUUUGUAUCACCUUUCUGUUUCUGAUCAUUUCUUAUAAUGUAACCAAAAUGUCAGUAAACUAUA
This is a messenger RNA of Nicotiana tabacum (common tobacco), 1867 nucleotides long. RefSeq names its product NAC domain-containing protein 71-like. Gene Ontology annotation, biological process: regulation of DNA-templated transcription. The record is from RefSeq and is a predicted model, not a curated record. Gene Ontology annotation, molecular function: DNA binding. Lineage: Eukaryota; Viridiplantae; Streptophyta; Magnoliopsida; Solanales; Solanaceae.